AUGAUUGUAAUUAUCUGGAUAAUCUGCACGUUAAUUAUUUCAUGCAAAUCUAAAUAUGUUAAUAAAGUUAUUGAAUUUAAUGAAUCAAAUCUUGAAGCUUUUAUUACGGAAUUUAGUUGUGGUAUUGGUGUUUGCAACGUAAAGAUUAGAACAAGACGAAUUGCAAAUUAUGCAUCAAUAACCUCAUCUAACCCCAGUUUACCACCAAUUGUCCAUACAGAUAAAUUAGGGAGUUUAGAUCUUGUUGUAUUUAUAGAUCAUGACUGGAGAGCUAGUACUUCUUACUGUAGCAAUAUCGUAAAUGCAAAAAUUAAUAAAAAGUUCUUGAUAACUCCUCAAUGGAGUGAAUGGAUUACUAUUCAAGUUGAACAAGUUAUCUCACCCCAUACAUGGUUCUUCACUAUGGUUGACUGUAGUAAGAAGAAUAUUGAAAUUAUUAAGAAUUCAAAACUAGGUACAAGCCCUGAAUAUAUAAAAAAACCAACAAUAAGUAGAUCUAGGCAAAACCAAGCUAAUUUUCUAUAUAUCCAAAUAGAAGGAUUUUUUUAUCAACCUAAUGGAUCGCAUCUUCCAUAUGAACUAGUCAGUUUACCUUGGCUCUUAAUCUUCGAAAUUCUGUGUUAUAUUGGCAUAUUUAUGGCUUUAUUUAUUAAAACUAUUGCAUUAGAUAAAUCAGCCAAAAUAUAUCAUCCAUUAAUCCCUUGGAUAACUGCUACACUAGCAAUAAAUGCUAUAGCUUGCAUUAUAGAAAGUUUAUAUAUAUUUAAAUUCAAAGAGAAUGGAAUAAGUAAUAGUAACAUUUUACUAGCUUCACAGAUUCUGAAUUUAAUUUGCAAUAUUGGGAUAUAUUAUUUAUUAAUAGCUAUUAUAAGUGGUUACUCACUUUUAGUAUAUAGGGAAAAGGAUAAGUAUUACAAACCAUCUAUCAAACUUAUAAGCUUUAUAUUUUUCAUAUAUAUUCUGCAGUUUAUUUUUCUAAAUAUUAAUAAAUUCAGAAAUUUUACAUGUAACACGUAUACUAUUUUGUCAUACCUCAUAAAUACAGAUGAUACAUGCAAUUAUGCAUGUAAAAUUAUUUCGUUACUUAAAAUUAUUCAUGCAGUAAUUUUUGAAUACAUAUGGAAAAAAAAUGAGAAAUUAUUUAUUACAAACAAUUUGAGUAAAAUUUUGGACAAAUUGAGAAUUAUUGGACAUCUGUAUAUAUUAGCAUACCCAAGUUCUUAUAUAAUAUCAAUAAUUUGGAUAAAAUACCAUAAGAGAGAAAUUGUAACUAAUCUAGUUAUAUUCAUAAUCCAAAUAAUAACAUAUUUAAGCCUUAUAUAUAUUUUUUCAUCUAGAAAAUCUUCAUAUUUUAAGCAUUCAUAUCUCUCAUGUUCAAUAAUUCCUACUAGAGAAGAUCUUUUAAUUCAUGCAAAUCUAGCCAAACAAAUACUAACAAGAAGUAGCUCAGAAUUUGAUUAG
Molecule: messenger RNA, 1461 nt
Organism: Cryptosporidium muris RN66
Lineage: Eukaryota; Apicomplexa; Conoidasida; Eucoccidiorida; Cryptosporidiidae
Exons: 1
Coding region: 1-1461 (486 amino acids)
Biological process (GO): response to pheromone; G protein-coupled receptor signaling pathway
Source: RefSeq, a predicted model, not a curated record